Cicer arietinum (chickpea) is the source of this 2251-nucleotide messenger RNA. RefSeq names its product RNA-binding NOB1-like protein. Gene Ontology annotation, cellular component: preribosome, small subunit precursor. The record is from RefSeq and is a predicted model, not a curated record. NCBI's taxonomy places the organism in Eukaryota, Viridiplantae, Streptophyta, Magnoliopsida, Fabales, Fabaceae. Gene Ontology annotation, biological process: maturation of SSU-rRNA. Gene Ontology annotation, molecular function: RNA endonuclease activity.
AAAAGAAAAGGUGAAGAACCCAGGCGUAGUGUUCCUAAACCCAAAUAGAACCCUAAACCAAACAAAAACGGCGGUAGAGCUGUUUUUCACACAGCCUAUCAAAUUCAGGUAAAUAAAUAAUCAUGGAGGAAUCUUCAUCACCAAAAGCAUCGUGUUGGAGCACCAUUGUCAAGAAGGACGCACCGCCACCUCAGCAACAACAACCACUACUCUUAAAUACCCAACACAUUCUGGAAGAUACUCGUAACCGUCAUGGUAUCUCCGUUGCCAUUGUCGACGCCAACGCCGUCAUCCAAUCCGGCGAAACACUACACUCUCUCGCCGAUAAGUUUGUCUCUGUCCCCGAAGUCAUCGAGGAAAUUCGUGAUCCCGUUUCUCGCCAUAGACUCUCUUUCCUUCCCUUCACUAUCCAAACCAUGGAACCUUCCCCUGAAUCCAUCAACAAAGUUGUCAAAUUUGCUAGGGUUACUGGUGACCUACAGACUCUAUCAGAUGUUGAUAUCAAACUUAUAGCGCUAGCUUAUACUUUGGAGGCUCAGAUUCAUGGAACAAAACAUCUUAAGGACAGCCCGCCUCCGGUGCAAACUGUGAAUGUGAAGAGGCUUCCCGAGAAGGACUUGCCGGGAUGGGGUUUGAAUGUUCCUAAUUUGCAAGAGUGGGAAGCAUUGGAACGCGAAAAUGAGGACAAUGUGAAUUCCAAUUCGAGAAUCCUUCCUUUGCAGGACUUGAGUUUGAACAUUGUUCCACAAGAUGAUCUCUCUGUUGAUGGUUCGGUUGACCAUACUGCUGAAACUCCUUUGGAAAUUCAUGAUGGUGGUGAGCGUGGUUCAAUGAGACGUAAGAAUUAUCUGCCUAAGAAAAAGGUGGUAAACCUUGAAGGGAAGACGGUGGCUGAAGGAAUUAAUGCAUCUCAAGGAGAAGUUGAGGACAACGGCGGUGAUUGGAUGCCUGCUGUCAGUCGUAGUACUCACAGGAGAUUUCUAAGAAGGAAGGCUAGACGUGAGCAAUAUGAAGCAUUAUCCAGCAAUCAAGAUCCUCAAGAUAUGGAAGAAAACAUUGAUGGCAGUGUUAGUGAAGAUGCUAAGGCUUCAAACCAGGUUCAUGAAAACAAUGAUGAGAAGCAUAUUGAAAAUGUUGUUUCCAAGAAUGAUAUGAUAUCUGCCGAGAACUAUGGGGAUGAAGCCCUCUCUGCAACUCUGAAGCAAAUGACUCUGGAAGAAGGUUCACUUGAAGCUCUUAAUGAAGAAAACGCACUAAGUUUGUCACCCGAAGAACUCCAAUCAAAGAAUGCUGGACUGCUGGAAAGUGUGUCUGAUGGCAGUGCAAUUAUGGAUAUUAAAUCAUGUGAAACAGAUCCCGUCAAUGACAAAUCAAAUUACUCUGAAAUCGCAAGCCAGACCAGUGAAGCUGCUGAUUUUUCAAAUGCAGAUGAUGAUGUCAGUGAGCAAAGUUGGAUGGUUAGAUCUUUGUCUGAGUCAACUGUGGCCUGUAUAACUGGUGACUUUGCGAUGCAAAAUGUUCUUCUCCAAAUGGGUUUGCGCUUGCUGGCACCUGGAGGAUCACAGAUACACCAAUUGCACAGAUGGAUACUUAAGUGUCAUGCCUGCUUCGCUGUUACUGCUGAAAUUGGGAGGAUUUUCUGUCCAAAAUGUGGAAAUGGUGGCACCUUAAGGAAGGUAGCAGUCACUGUUAAUGAAAAUGGAAUAAUGUUGGCAGCCCGUCGACCACGAAUUACAUUACGUGGCACAAAGUUCUCAUUGCCUUUGCCCCAAGGUGGAAGAGAUGCAGUCACAAAAAACGUUAUUCUCCGUGAAGAUCAACUGCCUCAAAGGGUACUUUAUCCUAAAACAAAGAAGAAAGCCAACAAGGACGAUGAUUUCUUUACGCCAGACAAUGUUUUCAGCCACCACAAUGAUAAGGGAGCUCCUUUCCAGGCUCCCGUAAGGAAAGCAUUAGCAACUUUCAGCGGGAGAAGAAAUCCAAAUGACAAUCACUACUCACGCUCUAAGCGCAAGUAGUGGAUGUUCAAAACUUGGAUUAGCUGGCUUUUCUAGCCCCUCAAUUUUGUUUUUUAUUUCUUGAUUUUGAAUGUUACCAGGAAGAUUGUUAAAGAUAUUAACGAAUAUGAUGUAAAGCAUGAUUCAUCUUCAUGUAUAAGAUAAAUAGUAUGGAUGAUAUAUGGAAUAUAAUUAACAGCAUGAUUUGUGGUUUGCACCUGUUGCGAAGCCAAUUUUUGGAUUUUAUUGGCCUA